Molecule: messenger RNA, 1512 nt
Organism: Episyrphus balteatus (marmalade hoverfly)
Lineage: Eukaryota; Metazoa; Arthropoda; Insecta; Diptera; Syrphidae
Gene: Naa80
Product: N-alpha-acetyltransferase 80
Exons: 2
Coding region: 679-1287 (202 amino acids)
Biological process (GO): protein acetylation
Cellular component (GO): cytoplasm
Molecular function (GO): N-acetyltransferase activity; acetyl-CoA binding
Source: RefSeq, a predicted model, not a curated record
AUAUUAAACAAAAAAUGCAAAUUGGUUCAAAAAUGCAUAAUAUUUGAAUAACAGAGGUUAACAAAAUAUUUCAGAAAUAUUUGGAACAUGAACAAAAAUUGAAAUGGAACAAAAAUACGAAGAUUAACCUGAAUUUAAAAUAACUAUUUAAAAUAGAAUCAUUCAAGUUAUUUCGGUCCUUCACUAAUGGCUCAGAUUCAUUCAUCAUUACUUAAGAAUGGCGCUCAAUCCGAUUUAAAUGGUUAGUCACAUAACUCGUUUCAAACCAGCUGUUAUUAAAUGUUUUUAAAUCUUGGCAUUAAUUCAACGUGUUUUUCGCCAAAAGUUCUUAAAGAAAGAAUUUAGUUUUAUGGGUACAAUAAAUAAGUGAUUACAAAUGACGACUCAAAUUAUAACAAGGAGGUACUAUAAAAAUUUAAACUUUAUGACCUUGCAUUUUUCUGUGUUUCUUUUUGUUCGUUUUUUACCUUUUAUAGAAUUUGAUUUAAGUAAUUUCCUUUUGUGUAAUAUGUAAUAUAUUUUUAUCUUAGAGGCCAUAGCAAACACAAAAUGCAAAUCAGUUGAUCACUGCUAUUAUUUUUGACAAGUUGCUUAUAGCAAUUAGUGAAUAAGUUUAUUAGAAACAAAAUCGAAUAAUUUAUUUUUUAUUUUAUAAAGUUAAUACAAAAUUAGUUAAAAAUGAUGUACUUAGCAGUUGUAACAGUGAUAUAUAGAACCUUUGAUCAAAACCAGUUUUAUUAUAAAAAUUCAAGUGAACUCAACUAUGACAGCCUCUUAUUCCAGGGACUUCCACCGUUCAAUGUCUCUGGCAGCCCCUUCAAUGUUGUCCCAAUACACAGGUAUCCAGAACUCAUGCAAGAAUGUUGCAAUCUCAUAAACUCUGAAUGGCCACGAAGUGAUACGGCCCGAAUGCGUUCACUUGUGGCAUCCUGCGAUACAUUGCCAGUUAGUUUAGUUCUAACAACAGACAAUCUAUGCCGUGUUAUUGCUCAUUGUAAAUUGAGUGCGAUACCAAGCAAGAAAAGCGCCUGCUUUGUAGAAUCCGUUGUGGUUGACAAAAUGUACCGAGGUAGAGGUCUUGGAAAACUAAUUAUGAAAUGCGCCGAAGAUUACUGCCGAAGUGUUUUGCAAUUAAAAGCUAUUUACUUAUCGACAAUCGAUCAAGAGGGCUUCUACGAAAGAAUUGGCUAUGAAUUUUGUGCACCUGUUUCUAUGUAUGGACCGCGUCACUGUGAGCUGCCUUCUUUAGAAAAUGCCAAAAAGAAAUAUAUGAAAAAGAUUCUGUAAGCACAAUGCAAUGUUUGGUGGGGAAACAAAAACAAAACAAAAAAAAAGAAAGAAACUUAUGCUAUUCCAUUAUGAUUUUAUUAAGUUGAAAUGUUUAUGGAAAAGAGAUCACUAUUUUUUUUGUGUUGAUUCUUUGCACAUAUUGCUGGCGUUUUUAGUGAAAACAAAAGAAACUUAUAGCACUUUCCAUAAGUGAUCCUUUUGCUGACAAAAAAAAACACAAAA